Molecule: messenger RNA, 3298 nt
Organism: Nasonia vitripennis (jewel wasp)
Lineage: Eukaryota; Metazoa; Arthropoda; Insecta; Hymenoptera; Pteromalidae
Gene: nord
Product: protein NDNF-like
Exons: 7
Coding region: 219-1805 (528 amino acids)
Source: RefSeq, a predicted model, not a curated record
GAGCGCCGGGCCCCAGUCGAACUCCUUCCUCUACGAGCGACGGACCGUUCGUCAAUCAAUCCUCUCUCUCUCUCGCUCUCUCUCUCUCUCUCUCUCUCUCUCUCUCUCUCCCUCGCCCUCUUAUUCGCUCGCGCUCUCACGCACGUCGCUUUACAUAAGGAUCGCGCGGAAGUAUCGGGCACGCACGUGUGACUCGACGCGAGGAAACGCAAGACGCGAUGUCGGGGGUGCUCGUCGCCCUGCUGCUGCUCGUCGCCGGCACGAGGUGCGGACGGGCCAGCUCGGAGGAGAGCCCACUCCAGCGGAGAAUGGCCAGCGGCAACACCGGCUCCUGGAUCUUCGGCGAGGAGAAACCCUCGCCCGCGGAGUUGUUCAACGUCACCAGGGUGCUCCAGCCUGACUACCAGAUCAGGGCCACCCUCGAUCCCAACAAUGUGUUUCAGUUUUAUUAUCUCCUGCCGAAGAGUGGACCGCCCCCAACGCUACUGGUCAGCCCAUGCAGCGGACCGAUCUCUUGGAGCGUCAGCUACAUCGAGCCUCCACAAAAUGAUCAGCACGCGGAAGCGGGCACGCAGCAGACGCACUCGUGGAAGGUGAAGCAGAUGGUACCGGGCUCGCGGCUCUUCGAGUACAAGGGCGCGGAGGCGCGAAACUUCACCAUAGCCGACGCCCGGGACGACCUCUACCUCGUCGAGAUGAAGCCGGUGAGCUCGCCGAUGCUCGACCAGCUGAGGACGCGCUCGCCCAACACGGUCCUGCUCUACCACACCUCCGACGCCCUGAGCCUGCUGCCCGGUAACCUGGCCGCCCCGUCCUCCUCCUCGUCCAAGGGCAAGCGACACCAGCCGGUCCUGGAGUUUCAGCAGAAGUGGAGCCGCCGCAGACUUAUCGUCUCCUGGAACAAGAGUUCUUUGGCGUCACGUUUCAGUCGCGUUGACUCCAAUCAGUCGAGCUACCUACUGGCCGUGACUUCGGGAGCGCACCUGCACCCGCCGACCCUCUGCGCCGCCGAGAACAUACUGAAGAAGCACCCCUGCCCGACUCGAGGCACCACGAGCCAGCAGCAGGCCCAGCAGCAGGCCCAGCAGCAGGCCCAGCAGCAGGCCCAGCAGCAGAGGAGCGAGCCCGAGGGCCUGCACUGCGUCAGGAGGUCCAAGAUCACGCUCUUCGGCGUCAAGUACAACACCACCUACUACUUCACGCUCUACAUCAUGAACACGCGCAACAACGUGUCGAGCAGGGUGGCCAUGGACUCGUUCAGGUUCCAGAGGAAGCCGCCGAUAACUCUGCAGGCCGGACACCCGGCGACGAUCAACCUCAGGAAUCGCGAGGGCAUCGCUAUUUUCCGCUAUCGGCCCCGCGACAACGCGACGACGCAGUUCAAAAUUUUGGCCUGUGGCGCCUGUUCGGCCAGAGCCAAGUUCCGCGCCGGGGAGUACUACACGGACCGACAGAUCGACGGCGAGUUCGAGCUUCGCGCGCCAGCACUACCACCGGGCAAGAAGUUCACCAUUCAGAUAACCGCGUCUCCGGCCGACCUCGUGAAGAUGUCGAGAAUCAAGAUCCUCGCGGUCGACGCCGACGCCGUUCGCUUCAGCGACAACUCGGCGGCGCCGCGGAAGCACGCGUGGGAGUACCGGACAUGGCGCAAGUGCCGGCCGAACUCGUCGUCGUGGUGCGCAAGCUCCAGGACAUCGGCGGCGGGGGCGGCGGGGGCGGCGGGGCCCUGCAGCAGUUCGCCCACGAGCACGAGCCGGAGAAGCCCGGCCCACUCGCUCACGAGGCCCUGCCCUUCCUCUCCCUGAGCUGCGCCCACGGACACGCACGCGUACGCACCGCUGCACCGCCUGGCCCCGUUGCAUUGACACUUUCAAAAUGGCAUCUCCCUCUCUCUCUCCCUCUCUCUCUCUCUCUCUCCCUCAAGGCACUUGCCUUUUAUCGCGCGAGCAAUUGCCUUGCGCGUCGAUGCCUUCGAAAGGGAAACGCGUUGCGAAAUGGAUGCUGGCUUCGCGCUCGCGGGGUGGAGUCUUGCGCGUUGGCCGAAUGAUCGAGAGCCGAGCUGACGGAGAUUGGGUAAUGUGUUUUGUGCCGAUGGACUGCGAUGAAUAUUGAAAAUUUUGCGAUCGGAAUGAUGAAUGAUCGAGUGUAGGAACGGCCGAGGCCAGAGAAAGGAGCAAUAAAUAUUUGGGUGACAAUAUUUGUAUUUAUCUCGAAUAGGAAAAUUCGUUGCCUAGCGCGCUGAUGUAGAACGAGCGAAUGCUGGUGUAAACCCUGGAGUAGUGAACGGCGAUCGAGCUUUGAAACUAGACUAUGUCUACUUAGUAAUAUUCGGUGUUCAAAGUUUAAUGCGUCUUGAUCGCAUUUACUACCACUACUAACUGAAAUACUCAAACCGUAAUCUCACAAGUAUAAAAGUUGUAACGAGUGGAUAUCCUAUUUAUGACUGUGCCUGCAAGUUUUGUUUAUUCUACGAAACACUCUAAAAGCGAAUCUGCAAACACUUGGUAUCCUUAUUUUUAUCCAUAAAACUACCACGUAUAGCAAGAUUGAUAAAAAUUAUACGAAAGUCUCAAGUUAUUGGCAACUUUUAUACGUCACUAUUUACGUUUGUACUAAACGUAACAACGACCUUUUUCAUAGUAUUAUUUGUAUAAAAAAAUUAAUACGUCUUUGUGUAUUUUAUAAUCUAAUUAAUUUAACUUAACCGUAUGCAUUUAAUUGGAAGUAUCCCUAUUUAACUUUUGAUAAUCGAGUAGAAACACAAUUACUGAUGUAAUUUUCUAUAACAUUUCUACUUUGUAUCGGGCGUAAAUCUUAGUUAAUUUUAUGACUAUUUAUCGAACAUACGACUAACUCGAAUAAAGACGCUUCAAAAAAGCGUACGUAAUAUCAUUGUUUGUUUCGCUAAAAAUAUAGUCUCGAUAUUUUGCCGGAUAUAUUGUGUACAUAAAGCAUGCGAUGCAACGACUAUACGAAGUAUGUACACGUGAAAUAUAAAUGUGUGACUGUAUGUGUGACGUGAUUAAAUGCGUUUAAUAUGUUAUUCGCGGUACGAUCGAGUACCGAGAUUCCUGGAAAAUUCAACGUAAAUAAUACGUUUUUCUUUUAUUAGCACGUACAAAGCAUGUAAUGCGCGUUUCGUUUCGCGAUGGAAAAUGUCGGUGUUUAUGCAAUGCAUGAAUUGUUAUGUGAAUCGCUGAAAAUUACUAAAAAUUGUACCAUUCGCAAACAGCCUCUUUCAUAUGUAUUCGACUUGUAUUCAUGAAAUAAAUAAAUCCGCAUUUUCAGCCGAUUAUUA